GUCUAUGCUGUGACAGCUGUCAACCCAUGUGCUUGCUCUUGCGGGUUCUGUCCUGUCGGUUCUGUUCAUGCUUGUUGUGAUCGCAUGCAUCGCAUUUUCGCCGACUCCGACUCUUGCUAAAGUACCUACAGAAAGUAGAAAUAGAAAGUUUGAGGUUGAAUAUUAGGUGUAGACAUAUCGGCAUCAAGUAUCUAUGUGUUAGGAUGAGCCUUUCGGAAUUGAAGGCUAUCUUAAAGUCAAUUUUAAUAACGUCACCUCAGCAAAGUCUCAUCCCUCUAGAUCUUUAUAGAAAAUUUAGGAAGGAAGAAGGAUAUCACUUUCCGUUCAGAAAUCUGGGUUUUCGAGACUUCGUCGAAUGUCUCUGCAGCCAAAAUUUAUCGGAUACAGUUAAGGUUGAAUUUCAGGACAGAGGUCCUAUGGUCUUCCCAGUAGAAUUUAAGAAGGCAAAUUCUCCACCUGUAGAAAAAAUCUCUAAACCAAAAUUUCCUCUAACGUGCAAGGAAAGUGAAAAUCCAGCGCAGCAGAGUGAAGAAAACCUAAACAUGAACUCUGAUCCAGGAAAAGUUUACUGCUUCUGUGGCUUGCGAGCAAAAAUGUACACUGUCAGGAAGGAAACUAUAAAUCAAGGAAGGCAGUUUUAUUUUUGCGCUCAACGCAGCGAUGGUGGUUGCAAAUUUGUUCUCUGGGCCGACACUCUAGAAACAUACUGGUAUCAGUACCAUGGGCCCUUGAUCAGCGCUACCCUAGAUUUUAAUGGUCAGGAUAGUAUUGUUUGCGAUUGCAGACUGCCAACAACAAGGUUGUUUAAAAAAAGAAUGGCCUCUUUCGUGUGUCCCAAGCGACUUGAGUACCGAUGUAAAUUUGAAUUUUUAUCACCAAACCCAAUACAUACAAAGGGAGCAACAGCAGCUUUAAAUUCAUCUACUAACAAUGAGAGCAUCGGUUCCAUUCAGUCAAAGCACGAUUCUUCUCCGACACACAGACCACAAGGAUACAAACAGACCAACAGUCAGGAAGAGGAAGAUGAAGAUGAUUGGACACCAAGACCUACCAGUGCAACGGAAUGUACAGGCAAAGCCAAGCAGGAGCCAAAACUUUCAAACGGAACAGAAAAUGAAGCUGAAGAUGACUGGACUGUAAAAGUUAACCACUCCUCUGAUAAUGUGCAGGAAGACAAAUGUACCACAGGAGCUCAGAACGCCAAAAAUAUCUAUGAAGAUCAUUGGACUCCUACAGUGAAUAAAAUCAAAGAAAUAUCCUUAAACGAUGACUGGAAUCCUAAUGAGAACUGGAAUCCUAGGGAUUUAAGUUCCUCCAAAAAUUUGGUUGAAGUUAGUGAAAAUGGUGAUAUGGAUUCUGGCUAUUUUGACACAAAACCAACAGUUUCAAGCCCUAGUCUUCAAUCUAGACAGCCCUCGUGCACAGGAUUCUUAGUUAAUUGUACUGUUCAACCACAAGAAAUUCAUAAAGCAACUGGCAAGAAUGGAAUGCAGCAUUUAGUGCCAAUCACAAUUUGCGUAGCAAACUCCCCAUCUGACUUUUAUUUUCAGCUGAACUCCGAAGCAGAAGGUCUGAAAUCUUUGAUGAAUAAAAUGAAUCAAUUUUACCUUGGAACUCAGAAGCAUCUUAGUCCAACUGAUAUUAUAAUUGGAAGCAUUUAUGUUGCAAAAUUGCCUCCCAGUGGAAAAUGGCACAGGGUUCGAGCUCUAUCAGAUUUAAAUAGUGGAAAUGAAGUUGAUGUUUUUUCAAUUGAUUAUGGACACACUGGCAAGGUGCAGUGUUCCGAGUUGAGGUUAUUGCACACAAAUUUUGCCAAAAUGCCCGCGCAGGGAGUUCAUGCUCAGCUCAGCUUGAAACCAGCUGAAGGUGGAGAAUGGCAUCCAAUGGGUCGGCAGCUUUUCGUCAAACUAGCACGAAGGUUCAUUUGGUCAGCAGAAGUAGUGAAAAUCAUAAACCCAAAGUCUGUUCAGCAAAAGGUUGAGGUUUUGCUGAAAGUCAAAGGAAUAGCUUCUACCUAUCUCUCAAGCCAACAGAACUCACCAGGCUCUAAUAACAAAGAGGAACAUGCUAUUAAAGAUGUAAUUAACGAGUUCAUCAGAGAUUUGACCCAUGUCUAAACCACUAUCACCAAAGGUAUGAUCUCAAAAAUUUUCUUGUUACCCAUUUUUUAUUUCCAAUUGGCUGUAAAUAAGAACAUUUCACUCAUUGCUUAUUUUUUGACUGCGAUAUUAAUAAGAAGGUCGAGUUUAAUGUGCUGCAAGAGGAAGUUUAAUCUUGAAUAAAAUCGUGCCUUUCUUUGUUGCCUUAUAUUCAGAAGAUUUGGUCAAAGCUUGAUCAAAGUCUUUAUUUAAGUUUACCAUGAGAGAAAGUUUAAUCUUUAAUAAAAUCGUGCCUUCCUCUCUCUUCUAUGUAUUUUGAAAAUUGAAUGAAGUGGCUUCUUAAUAGAGACCAGUCUAAUGAAAAGUCAUUCAAUUUUUUUCCUUUUUUCUUUUUAGGUCAGCUCAUUAUUUUCCUAAGUUUAGGUCUUAGUUCUUUUUUCAUUUUGUAAUUUGUUUUUAUUAAAGCUGUAGAAAAGGUGCCCCUCUGACUUUUAAACACUGCUUCAUAUCAGGAAUCCCUAUUUUGUGUGUGACAGUACAAGGUCUGUUAGAUUAAAAAUCGGAUUUUAAUACUCAUCAGGCAAUCGUUCACGUGAGCUAUGAAAUGAAAAAAAAGUACUACCAGACCAAGUAUUUCGGUUUGCGACGUCGAGACUUUAUUUUUUAAAUGGAAAACUACUCAAUGUCAAUCCUUGAAAACUUCUGUGUUUUUUCUUCUCAAAGAAUUUUAAGAAAAAUGUGAAAAUUUCAAGUAAUGAUAUUGAUUUGUUCUCCUUCAAAAAAAUAAAAUUGGAGUGGAGAUUUUUAAACACCACAAACAAGAUACGUCGUUUGGUAGUCUCUCUGUCAAUAUACAAUUAUCAGCAAUGUGCAUAGUAAAUUGCUUACACACUCAUAACAGUUAGUGCAAUCAGACUUGCACAUUAGACGAGCAUACUGUCAUUAGCAACAAAAAUUUAAUUGAUCUUCGAUGCUGCUUUUGAAUUCCUUCUCCUUAUUAAAUGCAGCUCAAUUAAGAAAGGUUUCAUCCUAUUUUUUUUCUUCAAUUCCUCAUUCAAUGUUUCACGUGUCAGGGGCUAAUUUUGUCAAAAAUCCUGUUUUGAAUUGAUUCACUCUGAUGUUCUGUCGAAUAAAAAACUCAACACUUUAUCACUCAUAAUAUUUGAACAGGUUAUUAGUUCUGCACAUUUAUAAUGCUCAGUCUUCGUUCAAAUUCGGGAAAACAAAGAUUCCUUGGAAGGGCAAAAUUAGCAAUGUGCUAAAGAAAUUUGUUUUUUAUUACUAAUUAGACCUUGUUGUUUCAAGCGAUGAAAGUGUUUUCUCCCUAAAGCAAUUGUCAAAAAGAAACAUCAAUUUUAGUAAUUUUGUUUGAAUACUUUUAUUAUGACUUUGAAAAAAUUUGAUAAAAUAUUUUCUCGGCAAAACUGCGUUAUUACUGGUUAAGAUUAAUCCAAUGAACUUGGUGUUCUUUACUCCUUACAAAAUUAAUCCAUCAUUUGACCAAACUGUAUUCACCUUGAUCAGUAGGUAAAUAAUUAAUGUAUUCUCAUAAUAUUUUUUUCUCUUUUGCCAAAGUUUAUGCAAGUUAUUUUUGUUUCCAUUCCAUUGUACAUACUCUCUUUUUGUAGCUUUUUAAACUUUUUUGUGUCACUUGAAAAUACUUACUGUUAUUAAAUUCAGAUCUCAUACUUAGCCGCUUGUACAAGUAUUCAACCAAACACCCCAUGUAAUAAUUUCAUGCAAGUAUUCUCUCUGUAAAUUGGCGGUAUUGUGAAAGCAUUUUCACAAUUUACAUUUACCUUCCUCACCCAUGUAAUGCCUUCUCUUCCACUGGCUAAAUAAUUAAAAAUUAACUGAUUCCAACUAACUCA
Molecule: messenger RNA, 3970 nt
Organism: Bemisia tabaci
Lineage: Eukaryota; Metazoa; Arthropoda; Insecta; Hemiptera; Aleyrodidae
Molecular function (GO): zinc ion binding
Source: RefSeq, a predicted model, not a curated record